This is a messenger RNA of Penicillium concentricum, 516 nucleotides long. RefSeq lists its product as uncharacterized. Bases 1 to 516 code for a protein of 171 amino acids. The transcript is spliced from 3 exons. NCBI's taxonomy places the organism in Eukaryota, Fungi, Ascomycota, Eurotiomycetes, Eurotiales, Aspergillaceae. The record is from RefSeq and is a predicted model, not a curated record.
AUGGAGAGCGGGCUCGUUACGGACGGAGCCCGGAUACAUCAUUCUGUACAUGGAGGCAAAACACCCCGGUGUUAUCCUAGAAGUGCGUUAUUCACAAAGAUCCAAGCUGCAGCGGACCCAGCGGACGAUUAUAUUCUAGAUACCAAUGGGAACAUGAAAGGGGUGAUUGCCCUCAACAUUGAGUAUAGCGGGUCUAAACAACGACCAGAGGAUAUAAUUGUGGAUGGUGUGGAUGAACUUUACGCGAUCGCUAAAGUCGAAGCGCUGGUAUAUGUCCUUUCAGCUGCAGAAUCUGGACUUCUAGUCGAGGAACCAGCAUUCCGACUGUCGCUUAGGGACUUCACCCCCAUCAGCGUAUCACAAUGGCACACUGACUUCGAUCAAUAUAUCUCUAUCCCAUCGAGGGAACUCUGUAGAUUUCUACCAUACGCCAAAGCAGAACAGCAACAAGAAUUGCUAGACCUAGAUCUUGUUGACUUAUUUCCCCCGGGGAAGACAAAGCGCUGUGAAUUUUAA